CCCGCCGCUUCAAGGGCUCGAGCCAGUGCGCGCGCCCGCCUUCCUGCUCGGCCGCGGAGACAGCAACUCGGGGGCUCCUGCGGGCUGCGGCUGGUCUGGCGGAGCUGAGGCGGUAGGCCCCACCGGACAGGCGCGGGAAACAGCGUGAACAUCGGCAGCCCAGGCGCACACAGCAGCCGCCGCCAUCAUGGCCAGCGCCUCGUACCACAUCUCCAACCUGCUGGAGAAGAUGACGUCCAGCGACAAGGACUUCAGAUUCAUGGCAACUAAUGACUUGAUGACUGAGCUUCAGAAGGAUUCAAUCAAACUGGAUGAUGAUAGUGAGAGGAAAGUGGUAAAGAUGAUUUUGAAGCUACUGGAAGACAAAAAUGGUGAAGUUCAGAACCUGGCUGUAAAAUGUCUUGGUCCUCUUGUAAGUAAAGUAAAGGAGUAUCAAGUGGAGACUAUUGUAGAUACCCUUUGUACCAACAUGCUUUCAGACAAGGAACAAUUACGUGAUAUAUCUAGCAUUGGGCUGAAAACUGUAAUUGGAGAGCUUCCACCAGCAUCCAGUGGAUCUGCUCUGGCUGCAAAUGUUUGCAAAAAGAUUACAGGACGCCUUACAAGUGCUAUUGCAAAGCAGGAAGAUGUGUCUGUGCAGCUUGAAGCUUUAGACAUUAUGGCUGAUAUGCUUAGCAGACAGGGUGGACUGCUAGUUAAUUUUCAUCCUUCAAUUCUAAGCUGUCUUCUUCCACAGUUGACAAGCCCAAGACUUGCUGUAAGGAAAAGAACAAUUAUUGCUCUAGGUCAUCUGGUUAUGAGUUGCGGCAAUAUAGUUUUUAUUGAACUCAUUGAGCAUCUUUUGGCAGAAUUAUCUAAAAAUGAUUCCAUGUCCACAACGAGGACGUAUAUACAAUGCAUUGCUGCAAUAAGCAGGCAGGCAGGCCACAGAAUAGGUGAGUAUUUGGAGAAAAUAAUUCCACUUGUGGUUAAAUUCUGUAAUAUCGAUGAUGAUGAGCUGCGAGAAUACUGCAUUCAAGCUUUUGAAUCUUUUGUAAGAAGGUGCCCUAAGGAAGUCUAUCCUCAUGUGUCCACAAUAAUAAACAUAUGUCUGAAGUACUUAACAUAUGACCCAAAUUACAAUUAUGAUGAUGAGGAUGAAGAUGAAAACGCUAUGGAUGCGGACGGUGUGGAUGAUGAUGAUCAAGGUAGUGAUGAUGAAUAUAGCGAUGAUGAUGAUAUGAGCUGGAAAGUGAGACGGGCGGCAGCUAAGUGCUUGGAUGCUGUAGUUAGCACUCGACAUGAAAUGCUGCCUGAAUUCUACAAAACCGUGUCUCCUGCAUUAAUUGCAAGAUUCAAAGAACGUGAAGAGAAUGUGAAGGCUGAUGUUUUUCAUGCAUACCUCUCACUUUUAAAACAGACCCGGCCAGUUCAAAGCUGGCUUUGUGAUCCUGAUGCGAUGGAGCAGGGAGAAACACCAUUGACGAUGUUGCAAAGUCAGGUUCCCAAUAUUGUUAAAGCCCUACAUAAACAAAUGAAGGAAAAGAGUGUGAAGACUCGCCAGUGUUGUUUUAACAUGCUGACUGAGUUAGUCAAUGUGUUGCCUGGAGCUUUGACACAGCACAUUCCAGUACUUGUGCCUGGUAUCAUCUUUUCAUUAAAUGACAAGUCAAGUUCUUCUAACCUGAAGAUAGACGCUUUAUCAUGUCUUUAUGUGAUUCUUUGCAACCAUUCACCUAAAGUCUUCCAUCCACAUGUGCAAGCACUGGUUUCACCAGUGGUUAUCUGUGUUGGUGACCCAUUCUACAAAAUCACAUCAGAAGCCCUGCUUGUUACACAGCAACUUGUUAAAGUAAUUCGGCCCCUGGAACAACCUUCUUCCUUUGAUGCUGCCCCAUAUAUAAAAGACCUGUUCACGUGUACAAUUAAGAGAUUGAAAGCGGCAGAUAUUGACCAAGAAGUUAAAGAGCGUGCAAUUUCUUGCAUGGGUCAGAUCAUUUGUAGCCUUGGUGAUAACUUGGGAAGUGAUCUGGCAAAUACUCUGCAAAUUUUCCUUGAGAGGCUGAAGAAUGAGAUUACACGAUUGACCACAGUAAAAGCUCUGACAUUGAUAGCUGGGUCUCCAUUGAAAAUAGAUUUAAGACCAAUCUUGGGAGAAGGUGUGCCUAUUCUUGCCUCUUUUCUCAGAAAGAACCAGAGAGCUUUAAAACUUGGAACUCUUUCUGCUUUAGAUAUCCUGAUUAAAAAUUAUAGCGACAGCCUGACUGCAGAAAUGAUCGAUGCAGUGCUUGAUGAGCUUCCACCUCUUAUUAGUGAAAGUGAUAUGCAUGUGUCCCAAAUGGCCAUAAGCUUCCUCACAACACUGGCUAAAGUUUACCCAUCAUCUCUGUCCAAGAUUAGCGGAUCAAUCCUAGAUGAGCUUAUUGGGCUGGUGAGGUCACCAUUACUUCAAGGAGGUGCACUUAGUGCAAUGUUAGAAUUUUUCCAAGCUUUAGUGCUGACUGGGACUUCAUGUUUAGGUUAUAUGUACUUAUUGCGCAUGUUGACAGGUCCCGUUUAUGCACAAAGUACUGCUCUUACCCACAAGCAAUCCUACUAUUCCAUUGCCAAAUGUGUUGCUGCACUUACCCGGGCAUGUCCUAAAGAAGGGCCAGCUGUUGUUGGCCAAUUCAUUCAGGAUGUAAAGAACUCUAGGUCCACAGAUUCGAUUCGGCUAUUGGCUCUACUUUCUCUAGGUGAAGUUGGACAUCAUAUUGAUUUGAGUGGACAAGUAGAGUUAAAGUCUGUAAUACUGGAAGCCUUUUCAUCUCCUAGUGAAGAAGUGAAAUCGGCAGCAUCUUACGCAUUAGGUAGCAUUAGUGUAGGCAACCUUCCUGAAUAUUUGCCAUUUGUUUUACAAGAGAUAACUAGUCAGCCGAAGAGACAAUAUCUUCUACUUCAUUCUCUCAAGGAAAUAAUAAGCUCUGCAUCCGUAGCAGGCCUAAAGCCGUAUGUUGAAAAUAUCUGGUGUUUACUUUUGAAACAUUCUGAAUGUGCCGAGGAAGGGACCAGGAAUGUGGUUGCCGAAUGCCUUGGGAAGCUUACCUUAAUAGAUCCUGAAACCCUCUUACCACGUCUUAAAGGAUACUUGGCUGCAGGGUCAUCUUAUGCCCGAAGCUCUGUAGUAACAGCUGUCAAGUUUACAAUUUCUGAUCAUCCACAGCCUAUUGAUCCACUUCUUAAGAACUGCAUUGGUGAUUUUCUGAAGACGCUGGAGGAUCCAGAUUUAAAUGUACGAAGAGUGGCCCUUGUAACAUUCAACUCUGCAGCUCACAACAAGCCAUCCUUAAUCAGAGAUUUGCUUGAUUCGGUGCUUCCUCAUUUGUAUAAUGAAACAAAAGUACGAAAAGAACUUAUAAGAGAGGUUGAAAUGGGCCCAUUUAAGCAUACAGUUGACGAUGGUCUAGACAUCCGGAAAGCGGCCUUUGAAUGUAUGUACACUCUUCUAGACAGCUGUCUCGACAGGCUGGAUAUCUUUGAAUUUCUUAACCAUGUUGAAGAUGGUUUAAAGGAUCAUUAUGAUAUUAAGAUGCUCACAUUUUUAAUGUUGGUAAGACUCUCAACCCUAUGCCCAAGUGCAGUCCUGCAGAGGUUGGACAGACUAGUAGAACCUUUACGUGCCACAUGUACAACAAAAGUAAAGGCAAAUUCUGUGAAGCAAGAAUUUGAAAAGCAGGAUGAGCUGAAGCGAUCUGCAAUGAGAGCAGUGGCUGCACUUUUAACCAUUCCUGAAGCUGAGAAAAGCCCCUUGAUGAGUGAAUUCCAGUCACAAAUCAGUUCAAAUCCUGAGCUUGCAGCCAUCUUUGAAAGUAUUCAGAAAGAUACAUCCUCUGCAAACAUGGAAUCCAUGGACACUACAUAAACAUCCAAUCUAUAGAGAGACCAUAAUGUUGAACGAUGCACUGAAAUGACAGGUUAUGAGUAAGGCAAGAGAAUGAAAAAUCUAAAUUUCAAGCUUCACAAUGUUCCACUUUCUCUACAUUUUAAGGAGAACGUUUGGCUUUAAUUCCAUUGAUAUAUAAUUUUUUUUUAUUUUAUUUUUUAGCAUUUAUUUCAGGAAUUUGUAUUUCCAUAAUUCCAGGGGUUACUGUUUCAGCCAUUUUUAAAGAUGGAUGUAGCUUAGAACUUAUGGUGUAUGGAAAUAACAUCCAUUUUCCCAAUAUCGUUUAGAAUACAAACUGUUACCAAUGGACCAUAUUUUUUUUUAUUCCAUAUUUUUUGUUUUGUUAUUGCCUCUUCUUUAUCUUCUGUUUGAUUCAUCUACAUAAAAAAGGCUUCUGGCUUGCUCAUCAAAGUCUUUGUAAUAUUUUUACAUGUACCUCAUUGGUGAAAAUUCCCAUUUAAGCUGCGAUGUUUAGGACUCUCUCCCUAAUCUGCACAUAGUUUGCAUGACUGGGUUCACAAAUAUAUAAUGUCUCUGUAAAAUAGCAUGCCUUUUUUAUUACAGCUGCAUAAUUCUGUCUGUGCAGUUCCACCUGGCAUAUUUCCAGAGAAGUAGGCAUGUGCAUAUACAGAAUGAUCUCAUUUAUAAAAUAAAUACUUUUUGCCCCAUAGUACUGUUUCAGUACCAAUCUAGUACAGAAAACCAUGUUUCCUGUUUCAAGUAGUUUACAUGUCAGGUUUGCUUGUUUGAUGCCUGUGUGGAAACCAGUUGUGUAGAACAUAACCAGUAAAUUAAAAACAACUUAAAAUAACUGUUAAAAAUGAUAAACAUUAAUACAAUUUGGUAACUUGA
Pelobates fuscus (common spadefoot toad) is the source of this 4753-nucleotide messenger RNA. It is a transcript of the gene CAND1, whose product is annotated as cullin associated and neddylation dissociated 1. Bases 188 to 3880 code for a protein of 1230 amino acids. Gene Ontology annotation, biological process: SCF complex assembly; protein ubiquitination. Lineage: Eukaryota; Metazoa; Chordata; Amphibia; Anura; Pelobatidae. Gene Ontology annotation, cellular component: nucleus. The record is from RefSeq and is a predicted model, not a curated record. The transcript is spliced from 15 exons.